Polistes dominula (European paper wasp) is the source of this 2129-nucleotide messenger RNA. Its product is annotated as E3 ubiquitin-protein ligase RNF4-like. NCBI's taxonomy places the organism in Eukaryota, Metazoa, Arthropoda, Insecta, Hymenoptera, Vespidae. The record is from RefSeq and is a predicted model, not a curated record.
CGUAUAUUUAUUUGUAAUUGUCAACAAAAAUUCUAUAUUCACAUAUUGAAGUUGGAUAAAUGAUACUCUAUGCGUGUUUAAACAAACCGUAAUUUUUCGGGCGCAAAGAAUCGUAAAUGUGUUUCUACUGAUAAUUUAUUGUUACGCAUAGUCAUCUAUUUACAAAAAAAAAAAAACUGUUAAUAAAAAAAGUUCAUGGGUUCACAAUAUAUAUUUCUAUGUUUAAAAUUGUAAAAAAAAACUUCAUUUUUGGACCUUCUCCAAAUUUUCGGGAUUCGAGACAAAUUUGUGUUGCCUAAUAAGUUUAACUACAAGAAGAAAACACACGAAUGAAUCAAUAAUGAUUAUUAAUACUAUAAAACAGAUACUUCUCUUACUCUCUUUAGCAUACAAUUUUCCCACUCUUUCUAUUUUUCUCCCCUUACCCCAUUUAUACUGCUCUAUAAAAGAAGAGAUAUAUCGUUUAUACGCAAUGAACAGAAAAUGAUGCAAAUAUAAUGAGAGAAAUUGGUUUAAUUAAAUUGCAUAAAUAUACAUCAAUAUCGGUUUUACAUUCACUUUGCUACAUGUUGAUUUCCAUAAACGACUCCUCGAAUAAUUUUCUUCCAAUUGUCAGUCUUAGAUCUCACUCGUGCUUACCAUCAAAUUCCAAUAGCUUCUGAGGACAAAGUAAAAAACAACAGUUAUCACACACCAUUUGGUUUGUUCGAAUACCUACCUUUUUGAGUUGUGCAAUGCGCGGCACAAUCCUUCCAGAGUUAUGGACACGGUUUUACGUGAUCUCCAAUGCUGUUAUAGCCAUAUAGACGACACAUUGAUAGUCUGUAAAUCAAUGUAAGAGCAUUACCAACAUCUACAAACAGUAUAUAAAAGAUUAGAGGAGUACAGUUUAACUAUAAAUUUAGACAAAUGCAUAUUUGCAAAAUAAAAGGUCAAAUAUUUCAGUUUUGAAAUAAGCGCUGCUGGUAUUACACCGUUAGUAGAACGAGUUCAAGCAAUCCAGGAUUAGCCUAAACUAAAAUUUAUUGAAAAUUUACAAGAUAAGAAAACUGUGCAAUUUAAAACUUAUUAAAGACCAAAGACUGUAAGAUGUAAACAUAAGUUAAGUUAGUAUAGGUUAAAUUUUAAGGAGGAAGUGGUUGUAGCGAGACGCGACUAGCGUACCGACGUUAUACACUAACGCCUUUCCUCCCUCUACGGGAACUAUACCAAUUAAGUUCGAAGUUGAACGUAACGAUCGAGAUAUUAUAUUAUUAUUUGUGAUUAAUUUCACAAAUAAAUCGGAGUCGGUCGAAGUAACCUUUAAAUCCGAAAGAGACUAAGAAGAGACUAUCAGUUAAUGUAAUAAACGGCAAAAGCGAAAACCUAUAUACUGCCAUUUUAAUAUUUCAAUCUUAUCAGUUAAGAGCAAUUUAAAAUUUACAGUUUGUAGAGGUUAUUCAAACGUAACUAAUCAAAUUUAAGUGAGGUUAUUAAGAAAGAUAAAUGGCAUCAACUCGGCGGAAUAACCGAUUAACUUCCUGCGAAGUAGGAGAAAUUAUUGACGUUAUUGAUUUGACUGAUGAAACAUUCUAUCAUGGACCGCAAUCUUAUAAUAAUGUUUCUGAAAAUUAUUCUAAUUUAAAUAAUUCAUCCACAACUCUAUCAUAUAAUUUAAGAAUAAACGAAUUAAACGACGAACAGGCAUUUCUAGUUUCAACUGUAUUAGAUACUUUAGCUGAGAGUAUAUCACUUGCUUCAUCUCCUAAUGGAAGAAGAAAUAGAAAUGAUAGUAGAAGACAAGUCGCAGAUUCGAACAGAAAUAGAAUUAAUGAUAAUGUUAAUAUAAGUCAAGAACCAGAAGAAAUUUAUCUAGAUGAUACCGUUUCACCUAAGAACAACGGUCCCUGGUGCAUUAAUGAUUCUUGCACUGCUGAACCUACUAUGUUAACUUGUGCUAUAUGCCUUGAAGAAUUGAAAACUAAAUACAAGCCUACGGCAACAUCUUGUGGACAUAUAUUUUGUGAAAAUUGUUUGUUUAAAGUAAUUCGUAAAACAAAAAAGUGUCCUACAUGUCAGUCAAAAAUCACUAAAAGGUCAUGUAUAAGGCUUUACUUUUAAUUACAUUGAAGAAUUUGGUUUCGUUUUAA